Molecule: messenger RNA, 4852 nt
Organism: Habropoda laboriosa
Lineage: Eukaryota; Metazoa; Arthropoda; Insecta; Hymenoptera; Apidae
Gene: Uggt
Product: UDP-glucose:glycoprotein glucosyltransferase
Exons: 24
Coding region: 16-4617 (1533 amino acids)
Cellular component (GO): endoplasmic reticulum
Molecular function (GO): UDP-glucose:glycoprotein glucosyltransferase activity
Source: RefSeq, a predicted model, not a curated record
UUCUUCUUUUAUAAUAUGAGUUUUAUUAUAAAUUUAAAGAUGCGGUUGAUUGUACCUCUUUAUUUUUUACUACUAUGUGCAAUACAUCUUGAAGCAGAUAAGAGAGUAAAUAAAUAUGUGACAACUCAAAUAGAUGCAAAAUGGAAAGAAACACCUUUAGCUUUGGAAGCUGCAGAAUAUUUAAACGACGAAAAUCCAAGUUACUUUUGGAAAUUCAUAGAUACCUUUGCCAAUUAUGAUAUGAGAAAUGCCACAGAAAAAGAUAACUACAAUGCUGUUAUUGCAUUUACCAAGAAAUAUUUGUCAUCAUCAGAAGUAGCAUUAUUAAAGUUAGGAUUAUCUUUACGCAUUUAUUCAGCACGAGUUGAGAUGUUUACUCAAAUGGCAGAAAAUAAGAAUAUUUCUAUACUUGAUUGUUAUAAUGUAGCAGAUGUUGGUGGAAGAUUUACUUGUUCUUUGGAAGAAUUGGAAGAGCUAGCCAGUCAGGAAACUUGGUUAAUACCAGAUACCUAUAGUGUAGAUCAUCGUUAUCAUGCUUCUCAACAGUCGGAAAAAAUUAUUAUACUAUAUGGUCAAGUUGGAACACCAAAAUUCUCAGAUUUUCACGAAAAAUUAAAAGCUCUUGCAGAAACCAAUGGAAUCACUUACAUCUUGCGGCAUUAUUUAAAGGAUAGAGUAGACAGAAAUGUACGUUUGUCAGGGUAUGGUGCAGAACUACAAAUGAAGUCUACAGAAUAUAAAGCAACAGACGAUUCAGAUAUCAAAGAUAACGCAGACAAAGACUCGGAAACUGCUAAUGACAGCACGGAGGAAGUAGAUGGAAUUAAUUUUAUGACUUUAAAAAAUUUAUAUCCUGAUAAACAGACAGAGUUGGAUAAAUUACAAACUCACAUGCUUGAAACUAGUCAUGAAAUUGGUGCUUUAAAGGUGUGGCAAUUUCAAGAAUUAAGUCAUCAAGCAGCUGAGAGAAUAAUGAAUUCUCCUACGAGCGAAGCGAUUAACGUUCUAACGGAUAUUUCGCAAAAUUUUCCGAUGCAGGCAAAAUCUUUAAUUAGAACAAAAGUAAAUGUCGAAAUGAAGAAAGAAAUGAAACUGAAUCAAGCAAUGUUUUCUACGAGCUUAAAUAUACAAGCUACGGAUACUGCACUUUUCAUAAAUGGACUGUUUUUCGAUUUGGAAGCAGUAGAUGCGCUCAGUCUUUUGGAAUCAUUAAGAAGCGAAUUAAGAGUAAUGGAAUCCCUUCGUAAGAUCGGAUUUAGUAACAAAGAGAUGAGCACAUUGUUGGCUUUGGAUUUAUCCACUAAUAUGGAUAAACAAGAAUUCGCAAUAGACAUUCGGGAUUCGGCUAUAAUUUGGGUAAACGAUAUCGAACAGGAUUCGGCUUACGAGAGAUGGCCAUCGUCGAUAACGGAACUAUUAAGACCAAUUUUUCCUGGAAUGCUUAGAGAUAUUCGAAAAAAUUUGUACAAUCUGGUACUAAUUGUCGAUCCUUUAAGCGCAGAAUCUACAUCUUUGAUAACUUUAGCACAAUCUCUAUAUUUACAUACCGCACCACUACGUGUAGGUUUCGUCUUUGUAACGAACUACGAUACUUCUACAACUGGCUUGACCGACGCUAGCGUCGCUGUUAAUAACGUGUAUCAUUACUUUGCGGAAGCUAAAGGAUCGGAACAUGCAUUACAAUUUCUAAUAGACCUGGGAAAUUAUAUCGGACCAGAGGGAGUAGAUGUAGAGGACGUAAAAAGAGCUGUAAGAGCGCAAGAUUCGUCUGCUAACAUAAAUUAUAUCCUCGGCGAAGAAUCUGAAUACGAUGUAGGGCGUCAUUUAGCCAGCGACUUUGUAAAGCGGUCAGGUUUCAAGAAAUUUCCCCAAGCUUUACUCAACGGAGUACCUUUACCUUCCGAUCAGUUAAACGCCGAUUCGUUCGAAGAAGUUGUCCUAUCUACAAUUAUGUCACAAGCGCAUACAUUGCAAAAAGCAGUUUACCGAGGAGAAUUAACCCAAGGAGACGACGUGGUAGAUUAUAUCAUGAAUCAGCCGAACGUUAUGCCUCGCUUAAACGAGAGAAUAUUAAAACCAGAAAAGCACACAUGGCUGAACUUAAUCGGAACUGUACCCAGCGACGAAGAUUACAGCAAAUGGAGCCCUCAAGAUUUAUCGACUUGGUUAAUGAACAAAAUGCGUUAUAUGUAUGUACCACGUCGUACAAGCGUACACCAUUUGUACACCUUUUGGGUUGUGACAGAUUUAAACGACUCAACAGGUAGACAGUUACUGCGCGAAGCACUGGACCACAUGGAAUCGAACGGAGACGUCAGAAUUACCGUAAUUGUUAAUCCGCUUCUUGACACAAACGAUGUUGAUAAUACGGUUGACAUUAAUCAAAUAGUACUGGCUGCACUAAAUGGCCUUCCGAUAGAAAAGGCUAUGCGUUUUAUUCGUAACAUGAUUAAGGAAGACGUUGUCAGCGAUAUCGUGAGCGGUACAUUUGACAUAGAGGAGGAGGAUGUAAGGGAAGAAUUGAAAAAACAAACGGAUGAGUUGACUGUGCAUCGUCGAUACGUUAAGAUGGUACUGAACCUGGAAAAAGGAACAAGAGCGAUCGUGUGUAACGGACGACUAAUCGGUCCUUUAGAUGUCGGUGAAGAAUUUACAAGCGAGGAUUUUUCGCUAUUGGAAAGAUUCAGUCAAAGUACUUACGACGACAAGUUGUUUAAGAAAUUAAUAAAGGGCCAGUUAUUGGAGAACGAGGACGAUGAGUACGAAAGGAACGAAAUCACAGAUGACAUGCUGAUGAAGAUUACAUCGUUAUUAGCAUCGCACCCUCAAACUCGAAGUCGAUUCCAUGUUCCUUUCCACGGUGAAGACUAUAGCGUCAUAAAGGUUCCAGCAGCGAAUCCCGAUCAAGUGGCGUUCAAUUUAGUCGCUAUCGUCGAUCCGGUAUCUCGCGGUGCUCAAAAAUUAGGUCCAAUAUUAAAGACACUUCAACGGUCUUUAAACUGUUACAUUACAGUGUUUUUAAAUUGUUUGGACAAGAAUAGCGAUAUGCCGUUGAAAAGCUUUUAUCGUUACGUAUUUGAACCCCACUUACAAUUCUCCUCCGACGGAGGUAUCAACGGAGCCAUAGCAAAAUUUACGAAAUUGCCGACUUCAUCUCUCUUGACACAGUAUAUUCAUGCGCCAGAAAAUUGGUUGGUAGAAGUGGUUAGGAGCGUUUACGAUUUAGAUAACAUCAAAUUGGACAAUGUAGCAAUUGGAGUACACAGUGAAUUCGAAUUGGAGCAUUUACUACUGGAGGGUCAUUGUUUCGAAGCAGUAAUGGGAAAUCCUCCGCGUGGUCUACAAAUUACGUUGGGGACGGAAAAGCAACCGUUAAUGGUGGAUACUAUAGUAAUGGCAAACUUGGGAUAUUUUCAACUUAAAGCAAACCCAGGGGAAUGGGUGUUGCGUCUCCGACAGGGACGAUCGGCAGAAAUCUACGAUUUCACAACCAUCAGUGGCCAAGACGUUUUACAAAACGGCAACGACGUAAAAGUUGUAAUAAGUUCGCUAAGAAGUCACGUGCUGAAAGUGAAAGUCUCGAAGAAACCGGACAAAGUUGGAAUGGAUCUUUUAUCGGAAGACGAUAAAAGUUCCGGCUUAUGGAACUCAAUCUCUAGCUUUUCCAAAUUUUGGACAUUUACGGCAACGGACGAUAGCGACGAUCAGGACGAAAAGUUAAACAUCUUCUCCCUAGCCUCUGGUCACUUGUACGAGAGAUUUCUGAAAAUUAUGAUGUUGAGCGUCAUAAAGCAAACUAAAAGUCCCGUGAAAUUUUGGUUCCUGAAAAACUAUCUUUCGCCGACGUUAAAAGAUUUCUUGCCGCACAUGGCAAAGGAGUACGGUUUCGAAUACGAACUCGUCCAAUACAAGUGGCCUCGUUGGCUUCAUCAACAAACCGAGAAGCAGAGAACCAUAUGGGGCUACAAAAUACUAUUUUUGGACGUAUUGUUUCCGUUAAACGUUAAAAAAAUAAUAUUCGUCGAUGCUGAUCAGGUUGUGAGGGCGGAUUUAAAAGAAUUAGCGACCAUGGAUCUCGGCGGUGCACCGUAUGCGUACACUCCGUUCUGUGACAGUAGAACAGAAAUGGAUGGAUUCAGGUUUUGGAAGCAAGGCUACUGGCGAAAUCACUUACAAGGACGCGCGUAUCACAUCAGUGCUCUGUACGUGGUGGACUUGAAACGAUUCCGACGCAUCGCAGCUGGAGAUAGAUUGCGGGGACAGUAUCAAGCACUGAGCCAAGAUCCCAACAGUUUAGCCAAUCUCGACCAAGAUCUCCCUAAUAACAUGAUUCACCAAGUGGGUAUUAAAACGUUGCCGCAAGAAUGGUUGUGGUGCGAAACUUGGUGCGACGAUACAUCCAAGAAAUACGCUAAAACUAUAGAUUUAUGUAACAACCCGAUGACUAAAGAAGCCAAGUUACAAGCUGCCGUACGUAUUUUACCGGAAUGGGUUGGAUACGACGAAGAAAUAAAAAUGUUGCAAUUGAAGCUAGAGAACGAGAAUAGACAAAUGGAGAAAGAAGAGAACGAUAUACUCGAAGAUUCGGAAGAUUUCACGAAGCACGUAGAAUUGUAAGUCAAAGUGGCACAAAGUGCGAGGAAUGUUGUCGAAACGAAAGAGAAGAGACGAGACGAGACGAGACGAGAAGAGAAGAAAAAUGGAACUUUUUUACAUACACUUAAAAUUUGAACCCGUCACUUUUUUAUGCUCGUAAGGUGAUUGUUGAAGCAAGACUCGAUUCUUUCGAUCGAUACACUGGAAGCCACAGAGAACUAACAGCGAACACUGCGGAACAAGUUGGAACGUGAAA